AAAAACAUCCGAUGAGCUUAAUUAACAAUAUCAGAGGCUCAGAGCUCACCGCAACCGGUUAGUUAUAAAAGGAAACCGCUUCUUAAAAAACUGACGCGACAACCAAAAAAUGAAAUAAAAAGCUUUUUUUUUUCUAGGAAAAAAAAAUUGUUACGAAAAGCCUGCACAUGCUUUCUUCAGUUGUUGUGGGCAUUUACAAAUUUGGGGUCACCAGUAGCAGCACCUAAAUCCUUAUCCUCCCUCGUUUAGGGAAACGCCAGCUCAUCGUUUCUAGGGUUUCUUAACUUCUUGUUUAGCUGCAUUUUUGGCUAUACCAUAUUAUCUGGUUUUUUUAAGAUAAAAGAGGGAAAAAGGGAAAAAAGAAAAGAAGGGAAGAAGAGAGGGUUUAGUGUGGAUUGGAAUGAGAGAUCAAUUUAAUUCGGAUCUGUUCGACCCGAGAACUGAGAUGGAUUCGGAUUUUUCGCGUGCGGCAUCUGGUUCCGAUGGGGAUUUUGGUUUCGCUUUCAACGAUAGUAAUUUCUCCGACAGACUUCUUCGAAUCGAGAUUAUGGGUGGGCCCCAGGAGUGUCGCCCAGAUGGAGAGGGUUGCACUAGUAUCGCCGAUUGGGCCCGCCACCGCAAAAGGCGUCGAGAGGAUAUCAAGAAGGAAAACGUUUUGGAUCUUAGUUUAUGUCCUGAGGAGCAGAUUUUAAAUGACAACCAGCCUGAUAUGGACGAUGGUGUGGGCUGUGAAAAUCAAGAUGAGGAGGCAGUGGCAAUGGUUGAAGAAACACAAUCAGGUGAUGAGGAUGCAAAUAGCAAUGAAUCGAGCUGGAGCAUGAAUUGUUCUACAUUUCUGAGAGUUAAAACAUUGCAUAUCAGCUCUCCUAUUUUAGCAGCAAAAAGUCCAUUCUUCUACAAGCUUUUCUCGAAUGGGAUGAGGGAGUCAGAGCAACGACAUGUAACCUUAAGAAUCAAUGCCUCUGAGGAAGCUGCCCUCAUGGAGCUCUUGAAUUUUAUGUAUAGCAACAACUUAUCUGUCACCACAGCUCCUGCCUUGCUUGAUGUGCUAAUGGCUGCUGACAAAUUUGAGGUUGCCUCUUGCAUGAGAUAUUGCAGCCAGUUAUUGUGCGAUUUGCCCAUGACACCAGAGUCAGCCCUACUUUAUUUGGAUCUUCCCUCAAGUGUAUUAAUGGGUGAAGCUGUCCAACCAUUGACUGAUGCUGCAAAGCAGUAUCUCGCUGCCCGUUACAAGGACAUGACCAAGUUCCAGGAAGAGGUAAUGGCUUUGCCACUGGCUGGGAUUGAGGCAAUAUUGUCGAGUGAUGAUCUGCAAAUUGCAUCUGAAGAUGCUGUGUAUGACUUUGUGUUGAAGUGGGUGAGGGCUCAGUACCAAAAAUUGGAAGACCGAAAGGAAGUGCUUGGUUCACGCCUUGCAAGGUUUAUUCGCUUCCCUUAUAUGACCUGCCGGAAGCUUAAGAAGGUGUUGACAUGUAAUGAUUUUGAUCAUGAUGUUUCAUCAAAGCUUGUGCUUGAGGCCCUCUUUUUCAAGGCAGAAGCCCCACACAGACAACGAAGCUUGGCUGCAGAGGAGUCAGCCACCUCAAACCGUCGCUUUGUUGAGCGAGCUUACAAGUAUCGACCUGUUAAGGUGGUGGAAUUUGAACUUCCGCGUCAGCAAUGUGUUGUGUACCUGGACUUGAAGAGGGAGGAGUGUGCAAAUUUGUUCCCAUCUGGACGAGUUUAUUCUCAGGCGUUUCACCUGGGUGGACAAGGUUUCUUCCUGUCAGCCCAUUGCAACAUGGACCAGCAGAGCUCUUUCCAUUGCUUUGGGUUGUUUUUAGGAAUGCAGGAAAAAGGUUCGGUUAGUUUUGCAGUGGACUAUGAAUUUGCGGCAAGGUCAAAGCCAACAGAGGAGUUCGCUAGCAAAUACAAGGGCAACUACACAUUCACCGGCGGCAAGGCAGUUGGGUACAGGAAUUUAUUUGCCAUACCUUGGACAUCUUUCAUGGCUGAAGACUGUCUUUACUUCAUAAAUGGUAUUCUCCAUCUUAGGGCUGAGUUAACCAUCAGGCUCAAACCAACUUCUGUUUGAUGAAGUUUUUGAAGAGUCGAGUUGAUGCCAGUGGUUGGUUCCAGUUUAUAAUGAAACUAGUGUUCCAAUAUUAAUUUAUUUUUCUUCUUAGUAACUAAAGUGACAUAAUAUAAUUGUCUGGACGGCCUUCUCAGUAUUGGGGUGAUGGGCUGACUGAUCCUGUUCAUUGUCUAAAGUUUUUGUUAGGUGAAGUGAUGAACCUAAAGAAACAUAAUGAUAUUAUAUGACCUUUUUAAACACGCAGCUGCUUGGCCAAAAAAAAAAUCC
Molecule: messenger RNA, 2341 nt
Organism: Durio zibethinus
Lineage: Eukaryota; Viridiplantae; Streptophyta; Magnoliopsida; Malvales; Malvaceae
Product: BTB/POZ domain-containing protein POB1-like
Biological process (GO): response to red light
Cellular component (GO): nucleus
Molecular function (GO): protein binding
Source: RefSeq, a predicted model, not a curated record